This is a messenger RNA of Myotis brandtii (Brandt's bat), 6005 nucleotides long. RefSeq names its product GTPase IMAP family member 4. The transcript has 4 exons. The record is from RefSeq and is a predicted model, not a curated record. Lineage: Eukaryota; Metazoa; Chordata; Mammalia; Chiroptera; Vespertilionidae. Gene Ontology annotation, molecular function: GTP binding. Bases 294 to 2048 code for a protein of 584 amino acids.
GUCAGAUUAAGGGGACACAACACACAGCCCCAGCCCUCUGGUCUCUAAAUACUGUUUGGCCACCCACUCCAAGGACCUGUCUCUAUUGUGGGGGUCUGGGGGAGAGCGUUUAGCAAUCCCCUUUCUUCUUCCUUCCCAGCAGUCUCGCCCUGGAACAUUCGGCCUCCAGGGAGCUCCUGUGUAACUGUAAGGGCCUGGCUUCCUAUGCGUCUGCCCCACGCACCUUCCUGAGACCUGGGAUCACAUUAGCAGGGCCACAGAACACAGCUUCUGCAGCUCCGAGUCAGAAGAGAAUGGAAGGACUUCCAACGAGCAGAUAUGGAGCUAUGGCUGAAGGCAGUGUAGAAGAUAACCAGUCACUGAGGGUCAUCCUGGUGGGGAAAUCUGGUUGCGGAAAAAGUGCCACUGGGAACAGCAUACUCUGUCAAUCUGUGUUUGAGUCCAGGCUGGCGGCCCAGGCUGUGACCAGGAAGUGCCAGAUGGCCACAGGCACGUGGAAUGGAAGGAACAUCCAGGUGGUUGACACACCCUCCAUCUUUGAAGCCAAGGCCCAGGACCAAGAGAUGUACAAGGACAUCUGGGACUGCUACCUGCUCUCAGCCCCAGGGCCCCAUGUGCUUCUGCUGGUGACACAGCUGGGGCACUUCACUGCCCAGGACAUGGUGGCAGUGAGGAAAGUGAAGGAGGUCUUUGGGGCAGAAGGCAUGAGAUAUGUGGUGGUCCUCUUCACCCACAAGGAGGACUUAGGAGACGGGUCCUUGGAUGACUAUGUAGCCAAAACGGACAACCACAGCCUGCAGAUCCUGGUCCAGGAGUGUGGGAAGAGGUACUGUGGCCUCAACAACCAGGCUACUGGGGAGGAGCAGAGGGAGCAGCUGGAGGAGCUGAUGGCUGUGGUCAAGAAGUUGGAGAGUGAUAACCAGAGUAAAUUCUACACAAACGACCUCUUCCACGAUGCAGAGAUGUUCCAGAGAAGCGGGGACGGCACCCCAGAAGAUUACAGGUGCUACCUGUCCAAAGUUCAAGUGCACAUUGAUAAGCAAAAGCGAGACCUGGAAGAUACUGGGAGUCACUGGGCAUCCAAGGCGGUCAACAGAUUCAAAAAUUAUAUCUUGUCUGAUAUAGUGCUUGGAAAUCAAGAUUCACAACUGCGACUUGUCUUAGUGGGUAAGACUGGAGCAGGAAAAAGUGCCACAGGGAACAGCAUCCUUGGAAGGAAAGCAUUUAAUUCCAGCAUUGCAGCAAAAUCCAUCACCAAGGCCUGUCAGAAAGAGAGAAGCAUGUGGAAUGGGAGAGAAAUAGUCGUCGUGGACACACCUGGCAUUUUCGACACGGAAGUACCGGAUGCUGACACACAAAGAGAGAUUGCUAAAUGUAUCCUCCUGACCUCCCCAGGGCCUCACGCUGUGCUCCUGGUGGUCCCGCUGGGCCGCUACACAAAGGAAGAACAAAAGGCCGUGGAGAAGAUGCUAUCAAUGUUUGGACCCAAAGCGAGGAGAUACAUGAUUCUCUUAUUCACCCGGAAAGAUGACUUGGAUGGCAUGGAGUUCCAUGAUUACUUAAAGGAAGCACCAGAAGGCAUUCAAAUUCUGAUGAAGCAGUUCAAGGAUCGCCACUGUGAGUUCAACAAUAAGGCAACAGGGGCUGAGCAGGAGGCUCAGAGGACACAACUGCUGGACCUGGUCCAGCGCAUGGUGAAGAAGAACGAGGGAGGAUUCUACACUAAUAAGAUGUACCAAAGGGCAGAAGUGGAGAUUCAGAAACAGAUUCAAGCUAAACAAGAACAAUACAGAGCUCAGCUGAAGAAAGAGAAAAGGCAGUUAAAAGAGGAGUAUAAAGAGAAAAUCAGAAAGCUAGAGGAUACAGUAGAGCAGGAAAUGAGAAAGGCAGAAAUGGAGAGGAAAUUUGAAGAAAGGGAGAAAUACUAUUACCUCAUGCAACAAAAUGCUAGAGGUGAAGUUGAGAGUCAGGAAGGGAUGCUUGAUUUAAUCUUGAAAGGAUUAAGAGUAAUCUGGAGAGAAAUCUCAUCUCUGUUCAAGGAAGAUUAGGCUAAUGAAAAUCUGUCUAAAUUUCCUGUGUGUUUUCAGGUGCGUCUGCCCCAUAUAACUCAUUCCCCAAAGUCAGAGCUCUCUGUUUCUGUCUCUCAGGUUCUGGGGUGUGUAGUAAAGUUCAGUCAUGGAAAUUGGUAGACUUUUGGUUGAUCUAAGAGGGAAGGAAAACAUCCUCAAUUUGUAAAACUCCAAAGCAGAAAGUAUGGAUGCUCCCUAUCUUCUGAACUCUCAGAGACAGAGAGAAAAUGAAUGCAGGAGAUCAAAAGACCAUGACCCCAAGCUUUCUCUAUUUAUCCUUAGUAAAGUUUCCUCCUCUAUAUUCUUUCUAGAUUGGCACAUAAUCUCCACCCGUGGCUCCUACUCCUUAUUUUUAUCUUUAGGAUCACAAUGCUCAUUUUACAGAUGUGGUUAGAGAAAUCAAUUCUUUGCCUUAGAUAAUCUAUAGAUAGAGAUGUUUAUAAAAUUCUUUCUAUAUAUACAUAAAUUUGUUGAAUUUAAUUUUUAUGGAAGGACUGAAAUUGGCCCUUAUCAUCUGCCCACUGGAGAACUAAUAUUUGUCUGGAAACUGUUUCUCAGAACUUAACUAAGUGAAAUGCCAGAAAGAGCAAAAGACAAGAGAUUCAACAGCUAAGAGAACAAUGUUCGGUAUAUUCAGAUGUUUCUGUAGAAAGUUGUUGAGCAAACUCAAUGUAACCACUUUGCUGAAUAACUAGUUCUCUUCUUUUCUUGUGAAACUAACUGUUGCCACCACACCUCCAUUACACCACACCUUGAUUACUUACUGCUAGGUGUAUCAUCCUCACACUGCUGCCUCCACUCAUUUGAAUUGUUUGCUCAUUGUUACCAUAAUAAAACGUUUCUAUUCUCUCUUAUUUGUGCAAAACUGAAAUUUCUUUUACUUUAUAAAAUAUCACCAAUACUUCUAAGAGUACAGGAAUGAAUUUCACUUUUUGAUAAAAAUUCAAGAUCCUUUUGGAGCUUUGCUUGGUCUACACCCUAAUAUGUAUCUCCAGCAUUCUCCAUUUGAACCACAUUCUUAAUCUCUCUGCACAUCAGAGACAACAUUCUCCUUGAAUUCAUUCAUUAUGAAUUCUGAUAUCUUUGUGAGUUUCCUGGGGGAGGGGGAUUUUUUAAUAUAUGAAUAAUAGUAAUUGAAGUUUAUCCCUUUUCUAAUAGGUACUCCUACCCUAAUAAUUCAUAGGCUUUCCCAAAGCACGUUUCCAUGUUCUACCAGUAUGUCCUGAUGGUCACAUGCCACUGUCCUUGCUCUGCCAUCUUGAAAGUGGCUUUUCCAUGUCCCACUUCAUUUUGUCUUCAAUAUACCUACACCUUACUUCCCCCAAACACAAAUGAAUUUCGAUUGUACAUUUAACAAAACUUAGCAAAGAUUCAAGGAUAUGUGACUGGUUCUUUCAGAAAUAGUCAUUCACAGUGAGACACAUUUGGUUUCACUUUGCAGAAUAUGGGGUGCACUCCCAUUGGAGUUUUACACAAAAUUAUGAGAUUGGAAGUUAACAUCCUCUUGUCUCAGGAGCUUCUAGAAGCACAUAUUGAACCAAAGAAAGAGCCACACAUACCUAGCAUGAAAAAAUUAAAUACAGGCUUAAUAUGAAAAAAGUCUUUAAGAGCUCUGUGCUACUUUCUGUGUAAAUGCACUCACUUAUUCUUACCCUUGAAUUCAGGUUUAUGCUGUAGAUGAGGCUAAGUAAAAGGUUCUGCUCUUGAUAAGCUGUGAGAAGAUGAGUAGCCCAUCUGAAAACCCUGAGAGCAGUGUUGCCCAUUUGUCUCUCUGGGCAGAAGGCAGACAGAAGGUCUUGAUAAAUAACAUGCAUUGUGGUUAGUAUGAUUGAAGAAUGAGGCAUGUUUCCUUCUCUGAAAAGUGUUGGGAGUUUAUACUAUUCAUACAUUCACUAACAGUCAUUGAUUGUUUGAACUUGAUGGAAGAUUUCGUAGGAGACAUUGAGAAUCUAGAGAAAGUAAAAUAAAGUCCAUUUUGAGAAUGGCUUCCUUCACUUAGCAUAAUGAUUUUGAGAAUCAUUCAAGUUGCUUGUGAAUAGAUGUUCUCUUUUACUGAUGAAUAGUAUUCCACCUUAUGGAUGUACCACAGUUCCUUUAUCACUUCUUUAUUUAUUCUUACGCCCCUAAUUGAUUUUCUUGCCAAAUUGCAUUGGCUGAAAUCUCCUUUAUAACAUUGAAUUGUAGUGGAAGGGCAUGCUUACUUUUUUCCAUGAUAUGCCUUUAGUAUUUCCCUGUUAAGUGAGUGAGAUACUGGAAAACAGGAGUAUAUGAUGUGUGUGUGUGUGUGUGUGUGUGUGUUGUGUAAUCAUUAAGUAAAUAUCUCCCGAUCACUAUUUUCUUGAGGGUUUUCAUCAUUAACAGCAAUUAAUUUUGUCCAAAGGCUUUUAAAAUUCAUCUAGGUGGUACUUGGGUAGUGGCCUGUGUAGCCAAACUCUGGAGAAGCUCUCUGUGAUGCAGAAGCUGGGCACUGAGGAAACCACAUACACUGAAUGAGUCCAUAGGUAAAAUAUCCAAUGAGGAGGACAGGAGAGAAGCUUAUAUCCUCAUGUGAUAACCAGUAUUUUAGGAACUGAUAAACUGAAGUAGAGAAAAAAUGGUGGCUGAAUAGGCAGCAGUGUCGUGCACCUCUUCUUGGGCCAGAAAAGCAACUAAAUUGAAGAACAUCCACCCUGAAUUAACAAAUUAAUCACAGUUGAAGAGACAAAUUUUCAUAAAAAACACAGAGGACUCCUAGAUAAUGUCACUUUCUAGUCAUAACACAUGUGGAACCACCACCAUGCUCCUACAGUGAGUGGCACAAUACCUCCUGGCAGGCUCUCAGACAUCUGCAGGGAGCAUGCUGCCAGAGUGAGCUCCUGAGCUAGGCCUUCUCACCAGCCCGCUGGGACCCAGCAUCCUAGGAUCUGGUUCCAAGACACCACAGUAGUGCAAGCCUGGGAGAACCAUGUGCCCCACCCCCACCACAGACCCCAGAACUGUGCUUCUAGCCUGAUCCAAAGCCACCCAGCACCCACACUAUGUCCAGCACUGGGACCUGUUGUCGGGGUGACUGGGAGCAACCCAGAGCAUGCCACAGAGGAGCUCUGACUGUGGAACCCUCUCCUUCCCAGCCCCCCAGGACAGUCCUGCCAGGGCCAUCUGGAGCAAGCCAAGGCUCCCCUAACUCUGGGUGAAAGGGUAGCAUGGAAUGAGUGGCCAAUGGCAACCAGCCUCCACUUCAUACUGAUAAGUGGCGAACUGGAACAACCCAGCACAUGUCUCACUCCAGCUACAAGAAAACAGGACAGUGUGACCCAGUGUAGCCCCAACCCUCUUCUCCCCAGCCCCUGGGACAGUCCUGCAGGGGCUACCUGGAGUAACCCAGCACAAAUCUCACUCCAAGCCAUAGGAAAGCACUGCUGAGGCAACCUGGAGCAAGCUGGUGUGCCCAGCCAGGGGCCACAGGACUGUGCUGCAAGUGCACUGCCAGAGGUACUUAGGGUGCCACCCUGCUGCAGGUGCUGGGGCUACACAGUGAAUUUCAUGCCAGAGGGCUCUGGGUCCUCAAAGGUCAUCGUACAUUAGAGGAACUGUGAACAUGGUCCCAUCAUACCAAGCAUCUAAAGCAGAAAACUGAGGGACCAGAUCCAUGGGACAAGGGGAUACAACUCGGAGCAGAGACAAUAAAGGCAUGAUACUCAAGGCAGACCCAGGCUUUGGAAUAAUGAUUUCUAGACUAUUGCCCUGAUAAGGUAUUUAACCUCUCAAACCCAAGCAGGAUGCACAGGGCCAGAGAGGGACAGAAAAAAUGGGAGACAAAGAAAGAACCCACCAAGGAAAGAAAAGGAGAUAUCACCAGAAAAGAAACUAAGUGAAAUGGAAGAAUGCAAUAUGUCAGGAAAUUAAUUCAGAGUAAGGGUCAUACAGUUCAUAAACUAGAUGGAAGAGAAAAAUCAA